Messenger RNA from Hypoxylon trugodes, 1535 nucleotides. RefSeq lists its product as uncharacterized. The transcript is spliced from 3 exons. Bases 360 to 1301 code for a protein of 313 amino acids. Lineage: Eukaryota; Fungi; Ascomycota; Sordariomycetes; Xylariales; Hypoxylaceae. The record is from RefSeq and is a predicted model, not a curated record.
GGUUAAUCGAUCCUACGUGAUUGGCCAAGGCGGCGUUGUGGAUGGAGUUAAGAGACAGCGCAGAAAGCGUGGCAUUCAACAAUUUUUGAAUGCGCCCAAAUAGGGCAGUGCCUCGGCACGGUCGUUGUAGUUAUAUCGUACGUUAGAUAUUUAUAUCCUAUCUGGGUAUCUUGAAAUUAUGUUUUUCAUAUCUUAUAUAAUUGGGGAUCUCGCGACGUCGUUAUGAUAUUUUGAAUCUUGAAUCUUGGUGUUGAUAGAAAAGAAGUAUGCGAUAAAAAAUUUACAGAAAAAUAAUCGCGAUAAAAAUCUUCGUUAAAGCCCCGCCCCUUUUAUUUUUUUGGAGAAUUUCUUUUUUGGAGAUGGCAAUGUCGACUUUCAACCCCUUAAGGAGUCUCUACCGUGCGGUAGGCUUCUCUAAGGGGUAUAAUUUUUGGUUAUGGUUCGUGUUCGGCGGCUUCUUUCUCGGCUUUGUCGUGGCCCGUUUGAAAUAUCUUGACAUUUAUGGCGUCUUCUGCGCGAGCUCAAAAGGUGGAAAAGAUGCCGCCCCACCCGGCGAAUGUUUCUAUUAUCUACAGCCUGGACGGUACCAAUCGGGGAUCAUAUCGCAUCUGUACCUCAUCUUACCGGCAAGUUUGCUUGCUUUUGCGCAGUUUAUCCCGAUAAUACGUCGGAAGGCAAUGUGGUUUCAUCGAAUUAAUGGUUGGAUCGCGUCCGUGUUGGCACUCAUUGGAACUGUCCCUGCAGUGGUGAUCGCUAGAAAAGCGAUGGGUGGCGGACUGGAUACUCAAUCCAUGGUUUUCCUUCAGGGUGUUAUGUUCAGCACGGCUUUGGUCAUUGGGUGCUUCCACGCCUAUCGACGCAACAUCGCGCAGCAUCGCGCUUGGAUGAUUCGUGCCUGGGUCUAUGGAGGCGCCAUCGUCACCAUGAGAGUCAUGAUGUUCUUCUAUGUCGUAGCCUUGUCCUUCGCAGGGGGCUAUUACUACCCCGAGCCAUGUGAAAAAGUCGACUGGCUACUGAAAGGAAAGAAUGCGACAUUAGCAGCAUUCCCUGAAUGUGCAUCCUUUUACUCUGGAGAGGACCUCAACCGGCAUGUUGCGGUGUAUGCAAGCGUUUUCGCCGGCAACAUAGUCAGCAGAGCAGCCAUCCUCAACCUGGUCUUUGGUCCAUCAGGAUGGACAGGGAUAUUUCUGAAUCUUUUUGGUGUCGAAACUUAUCUAUACCUGGAAUCAGGGGGCCGUAACACGAAGAAAUCGGCUGUUGUUAAAUCUAGAGAAAACGGCGACGCGAUUAAGGCGGACUAAAAUUAGCAUCAUGAAUAAGAUAAUGAAAAUAACGAGGUAAGGUCAGAUCUUGGCAUCUUAAGGACUUGAUGGGUAGGAAUAUGUUGUGGAACUGGCAAUAUGCCUAAUAGCCACCUAGGUAACGGCAUGAUAUUGGUUUAAUAUGCAGCUUAUGUAUGGGAGGAUUUCAUCAUAGGCGGCCUAUGUAUAUAUGUCAUACGAUUCAUUUCGCAUGCUCGUUUUCGUCCACGUAAU